Brassica napus (rape) is the source of this 687-nucleotide messenger RNA. RefSeq lists its product as uncharacterized. Bases 1 to 687 code for a protein of 228 amino acids. The transcript is spliced from 2 exons. NCBI's taxonomy places the organism in Eukaryota, Viridiplantae, Streptophyta, Magnoliopsida, Brassicales, Brassicaceae. The record is from RefSeq and is a predicted model, not a curated record.
AUGACGAACGAAGCAGAGACCAUACAAGAGAAUAACAACCCGAGGAAAGAAGUGUUCGUGAUCAAACACCGGAGGAGCCACGAGCGAUCCAAGACGACGAAGACUAAGCCAGAGCGGCGGAUCCAAGACGACGAAGACGACGAAAACCAAGAGGUAUUCUGUAUCCAAGAGGAGCUUCGACUUCGACAAGAACGGCGACGCAGACAAAGCCGUUGCGGAAGACAGAGGAGAGGAAGAAGAAGCCGAGCGGCGGAUUCAUCAGCAGCAGCGCGGCGGCGGAGAGUCGCGUCGGGAGCGGAAGAGACGGACUCCGAGCAGCGUCGGGAGCGGAAGAGACGGACUCCUAGCAGGGAGAGGGAGGACUCGAAGAGCUACCGAUCGGGGAGUACGGAGAGAGGAAGCGGUAGCAGACGAGUAAGCAGAUCUCCAGAGAGAAGAUCGGAGACGACGAACCCUGAUAACGGCAUUGGCAGUUCUGUAAAUUCGAGUAACAACAACAAUAUACCUGCCAAGUUCGUUUCGGUUCCUGCAACGGAUAAAGAGAAGAGAAGCAGCAACAACAACGCAGAUGCGUCUAUUAAAAGGGUUGCUGUCAAGAGAAACGUGGCGUCUCCAAGGUCUCAGUCGCCUGCAAGAGCGGCGUCUCCUAGAGCUCAGUCUCCGGCGAGAGUUAUCAACCACUCCUAA